CUCCGAAACGAGGAACUUCACAUGAGCAAAAAUGGCUACCACUACACGACCUAUGCUUUUACUGUUUGUCAUCGUUGGUGCAGUUUUCUGCAAAGAUAAAGAUGAUGAUUCUUGCAGAACAUAUGCAGGAGGUCAAGUCUAUCCACAAGAGGUAAAAACUGGGCACGACCACGCUCUUCACUGGAGCAAAGCAUUGAUUUCACAACCAGCACCAUACUGGGAAGGCAAAGCAGUUGUAGAUGGUGAAUUCAAAGACUUGAAAUUAACAGACUUUAAAGGGAAAUAUUUGGUGUUCUUCUUCUACCCACUAGACUUCACCUUUGUUUGCCCAACUGAAAUCAUCGCAUAUAGUGACAGAGUUGAAGAAUUCAAAAAAUUGAAUACAGAGGUUGUUGCAUGCUCUGUAGAUUCAGUUUUUACACAUUUAGCCUGGAUUAAUACUCCAAGGAAACAAGGUGGGCUUGGCAAGAUGCGCAUACCCAUUCUUGCAGAUUUGACAAAGCAAAUUGCAAAGGAUUAUGGAGUGCUAUUGGAAAAUGAAGGACAUACAUUACGGGGCCUUUUUAUUAUUGAUGGCAACGGAAUACUGAGACAGAUUACAAUGAAUGAUUUACCCGUCGGAAGAUCAGUUGAUGAGACACUGAGGCUUGUACAAGCAUUCCAAUAUACAGACAAACAUGGAGAAGUAUGCCCUGCUGGAUGGAAGCCCGGAGCAGAUACGAUUGUUCCUGAUCCAAAAGAGAAGCUAAAUUAUUUUACGAAACAGAAGGAGGAAAUGUAAAAUUCAGAAACUCUUAAUAUCAGGCAUUGAUUUUGUAGUUCUGUUACUAUUUACAUUUUAAAAUUGUUAGAGCUGGUUGUUAAAAUAGCAUAAAUGCACAUACAUAAUAAA
Messenger RNA from Rhopilema esculentum, 892 nucleotides. RefSeq names its product peroxiredoxin-1. Gene Ontology annotation, molecular function: thioredoxin peroxidase activity. The record is from RefSeq and is a predicted model, not a curated record. Gene Ontology annotation, biological process: cell redox homeostasis; hydrogen peroxide catabolic process; response to oxidative stress. Lineage: Eukaryota; Metazoa; Cnidaria; Scyphozoa; Rhizostomeae; Rhizostomatidae. Gene Ontology annotation, cellular component: cytosol; endoplasmic reticulum.